This is a messenger RNA of Talaromyces proteolyticus, 1719 nucleotides long. RefSeq names its product septin. Gene Ontology annotation, biological process: cytoskeleton-dependent cytokinesis. Gene Ontology annotation, molecular function: GTP binding; GTPase activity; molecular adaptor activity. The transcript has 2 exons. NCBI's taxonomy places the organism in Eukaryota, Fungi, Ascomycota, Eurotiomycetes, Eurotiales, Trichocomaceae. Gene Ontology annotation, cellular component: cytosol; septin complex; microtubule cytoskeleton. Bases 1 to 1719 code for a protein of 572 amino acids. The record is from RefSeq and is a predicted model, not a curated record.
AUGGCCGCAGUCAGACCGCGCACGCCUGGCAAGAGUCAGCCUCCGCCACUGCCUGAAGCGCUCCCCGCCAUCACCGAGAACGGCUCUCGUCCUCCUGCCAACAACAACUUGGAUGCUGCGUCGCGCAGGUCGUCCCUGGGCUUUUUGCGCCGCUCCAAGUCCACCGAACCGCUUGCCGAGCGCAAAAGCUCUGGCAGCAAGAUCAACAAAAGGAUGAAGGAACAGCUGAGAGAGGAGGAGCUCCGUCGCCAGCGCGAGUCCAUCCCGCAACAUGCCCCUCGUCUCCCGGACCUGGCUCCCGCGCCUAGAAUGCAGACCUUUGGAGGCGAAGAGCGACCCGCGAGUCUUGCUGUGCCCACUCCUGCAGGAGCUGACAGCCGAGCGAGCUCUUCGCAUUACAGUAUGCCGGCCACUGGCUUCACGCCGUCUGUCGACCCUUACGCGAGAACCGAAAGCAUGACACAUCGUGGCCGGUACAGCUAUGCCAGCAGUGCAGUCAGUACUAUCAACAGCCCUCGCAGGUUGCGUCGACGCAAAGAUCCUACUCCGUACAACCUCCUUGUUGUUGGAGCCAAGAACAGUGGAAAGACCUCUUUCCUCAACUUCUUGCGCAAGUCUCUCGAACUUCCCCCUAACAAACACCCCAUCCGCUCCGCUGAAGAGGUCUUGGAAGAGUCCAAUUCGUCAUCCAACUCCAACUUUACCAAUUAUUAUUUGGAGACGGAAAUCGAGGGCGAGCGAGUCGGCCUUACCCUCUGGGACUCCGAGGGCCUGGAAAAGAAUGUGGCCGAUCUGCAACUGCGAGAAAUUACUGCUUUCUUGGAAAGCAAAUUUGAGGACACCCUGACGGAGGAAAUGAAGGUUAUUCGCUCUCCUGGUGCUCGUGAUACCCAUAUUCACUGUGUUUUCCUUAUCCUCGACCCUGUUCGCCUGGAUGCGAACCUUGCAGCUGCUAAGAAGGCUGCUGAGAAGGCCAAUGGUGAUUUUUCGGCUUCGCGUGUGAUUGGUAUUCUCGAUGAAGACCUGGACCUCCAGGUUCUUCGUGUCAUGCAAAGGAAGACGGCUGUGGUCCCCGUUAUUAGCAAAGCUGACACCAUUACCACCGCCCACAUGGACUACUUGAAGAAAGCCGUAUGGGCUAGCUUGAAACAGGCCAAAAUUGACCCGUUGGAGGUUCUUAUUCUCGAAGACCAGGAAGAUGAAGAGCCCGAGACAUUCUUUGACGAGCAGGAAGAGUAUGACUCAGACACCACGCCAGGUGCUGAAGACGAGAUUGAGGAAAAGUCUGAAGCUGGUGCUCAUGGAGACACUGAUCCAGCCAUCGAGACAACACCGGCCGAGAAACGUACAAAGUCUUCAUCUCGUGGGCAUCGUCGAUCAGAGAACUCAAUUUCCAUCACAUCCACUACUGACGUUCCCUUCAUUCCUCUCUCGAUCCUAUCGCCUGAUCCCCACUCCCUUGAGUCGCCAGACCUGCCUGUCGGACGCCAUUUCCCAUGGGGCUUUGCUGAUCCCUACAAUGCUGAGCAUUGCGACUUUGUCAAGUUGAAAGAUUCCGUUUUCAAGGAAUGGCGAGGUGAACUUCGCGAAGCAAGCCGAGAAAUCUGUUACGAACGUUGGCGGACUAGUCGUCUAAACAUCAACAGUGCUCCUCGAAAACCUUCCAUUAUGGGACGCUAUGGGCCGCCACCGGUUCAAGGUGGCCGCAUCGCACGAUAA